Gossypium raimondii (Peruvian cotton) is the source of this 1011-nucleotide messenger RNA. RefSeq names its product zinc finger BED domain-containing protein RICESLEEPER 2-like. The coding region runs from base 1 to 1011 and encodes 336 amino acids. The record is from RefSeq and is a predicted model, not a curated record. Gene Ontology annotation, molecular function: DNA binding. The transcript is spliced from 3 exons. NCBI's taxonomy places the organism in Eukaryota, Viridiplantae, Streptophyta, Magnoliopsida, Malvales, Malvaceae.
AUGCUUGUUGAAUUGGGGAUUGAUAAGUUGUUUAUCGUUAUCGUUGAUAAUGCAAGUUCAAAUGAUGUUGCUAUUGGUUAUUUGAGAAAGAAAUUUAACCCUCGAGGGGGUUUAGUUCAAAAUGGUAAAUAUCUUCAUAUGAGAUGCAUGGCACACAUUGUGAAUUUGAUUGUUGUUGAAGGCUUAAAGGAAAUGAAUAAAUCUGUUGAACGUGUUAGGGGGGCUGUUAGAUAUGUGAGACAAUCUCCAGCUAGAUUACAAAAGUUUAAGGAGUGUGUUGUGGUGGAAAAGAUAGAGUGCAAGAAGAUGUUGUGUCUUGAUGUUUGUACUAGGUGGAACUCGACCUACUUAAUGUUAGACACUGCUCAGAACUUUGAGAGAGCUUUUGAGAGAUUUGAGGAGCAAGAUACAAAUUUUAGGGCUGAACUUGAAAGGGGAGAGGGUUGGCCUAGUGUGGAUGAUUGGGAUAAUGUUAGAAACUUGAGGGAUUUCUUGGAACACUUUUAUGAAUUAAAUAGUAAUAUUGAUUUCAAUGUUAUGGCCAUCAAGAUGAAAGAGAAGUAUGAUAAGUAUUGGGGUGAUAUUGAUAAGAUGAAUUUGCUUAUGUUUGUUGCUUGUGUUUUAGAUCCUAGACAAAAACUAAAGUAUCUUGAAUUUGCACUUAGUGAAAUGUCUAGUUCUGAAAAAGAUUGUGAAAUGAUGCAAAAGUUGAAGGAAUCUUUGUAUGAAUUGUUUGAUGAGUAUAAGCCUCCACUUCAUGGUACUUGUAGCCAAUCGAGUGUGUCAACACAUGUUUCUAUUGGUGAACCACAACAAAAAAUGAAAAGGCGAAUGCAAGCUUUGUAUAAAAAGCGUGAGUUGGAAAUUUGUGGUGAGGAUAAAACAUCUGAGUUGGAUAAAUAUCUAGCUGAGGCUAAUGAAGAAUUUGUUGAAGAUUUUGAUAUUUUAUUGUGGUGGAAAAGAUGUGUUAGCUAUACCGGUUUCUACGGUUGCUUCAGAGUCCGCAUUUAG